Molecule: messenger RNA, 1374 nt
Organism: Plodia interpunctella (Indianmeal moth)
Lineage: Eukaryota; Metazoa; Arthropoda; Insecta; Lepidoptera; Pyralidae
Gene: Mpv17
Product: Mitochondrial inner membrane protein MPV17
Exons: 3
Coding region: 148-702 (184 amino acids)
Biological process (GO): cellular response to reactive oxygen species
Cellular component (GO): membrane; mitochondrion; cytoplasm
Source: RefSeq, a predicted model, not a curated record
UAGUGAAGUGACAGUGACAAAUGUGAUAGCCAAUCAAAUGUUUGUUCAUUCCUCUUAACUGUCCCACUGCGCACAAAAAAAAUGUGUUUUGUUUUUUCGUAUGAAAAAGAAAAGAUUAUAGCUGGUUGAACUGUUGAAUAAGAGAGAAUGCAAGUGGCAAUGAAGGCGCGUGGAUUUUUCAAAUUGUAUCAACAAGCUCUUGUACGCAGGCCGUACUUGAUGCAAGGAUUACAAAGUGGCAUACUUAUGGGCGCGGGAGAUCUGAUAUCUCAAACUGUGAUUGAAAAGAAAUCUACAGAUAUAAACUAUAAACGGACAUUACAGUUCACAUCCAUUGGAAUGUUUGUUGGAGGUCCAGCAUUACAUGUAUGGUAUGGAGUGUUGCAUCGAUAUAUUGGCUCUGCUGGGAAAUCUGUUGCGAUAAAAAAAGUAUUUGUUGAUCAGUGUGUAUUUGCACCUGUAUUUCUCUUCAUCUUAUUAUCUGCUGUUGGUACUCUGCAAGGGAAAACACUGGAACAUGUGGAAAAAGAUAUUCGAACAAAUUAUUUAGAUGUACUCAAAACAAAUUACUUCAUUUGGCCAUGGGUACAACUAGCAAAUUUUUAUUAUGUACCACUUCAAUAUCAAGUGCUUAUAGUUCAAACAGUUGCUCUGUUUUGGAACACAUAUCUUUCUUGGAAAACUAAUAAGGAUAAGUUGUAAUUUUAUUGCAAUAAAGACCCUGGGCACUGAUGCUUUAUGACUAAGGCUUUAAGCUAAGCUCAGAUGAGGGAGAUUUUGUCUCUAUAGUAAUUUGUUUUAUAUAAUUUUAUAUUAUAUAAAACAAAUUGUAUACAUAAGUAGAAAUAUUAGGUUAUUUAAAGAGCAUUUUUUAAUUUUUUGGCCAAAUACCUUGACAGACUGUACCUGUCUAUAUACUUUGUGUUGCAAUAACAAAUUGAAAUAAUUAACUAUCUAGACUUUAUUAAAUUUUACAGUUGACACUGUUACGGAUAACAUUUUUAGUUCAAUUUUGUCAUAUUUGGUAUAAUUUGUUAAACUUUGUAAAGGUUUCAUGGCAUGCCUGUUAUUUUAAAAAUACUUUGUUUAUUAAUUUGCUUCUGAAACUCAAAUUUUUGUCUACUUUGUAAUAAGAAUGUUACAUUUACCUACUAACACGUGUUAAUUAAAAAAUUAAAGGAGCAAUUUAAGCAAAAUUUCAUUAUGGUGUUAUAGUGCAAACAAUAUUUGCAUUGUAUCUGUAAAUACAUUGUUAGGGGGCAUUUAAUAUUAUGUAGAAAGUAUUUUCUAGUCUGAAGUUCAAAUAGCAAAUUUUUAAAGUGUUUUCACUUGUGUCAUGGUACCCAAAAUAAAGGAUUUUUAAAAGUUUAACAA